Molecule: messenger RNA, 1431 nt
Organism: Caenorhabditis briggsae
Lineage: Eukaryota; Metazoa; Nematoda; Chromadorea; Rhabditida; Rhabditidae
Gene: Cbr-aakg-5
Product: Protein CBR-AAKG-5
Exons: 5
Coding region: 1-1431 (476 amino acids)
Source: RefSeq, a predicted model, not a curated record
AUGCGUCGUCUAUUUCAUCAUAAGCCGGAAAAUGCUCCGGAGGACCACGGAAUGGGUACUUCCGAGAGUUCCAAUCCAACUGAAAAAACUGUUCAUUUCUCUGAUCACCUAGAAGUUCGUACGGAGGAGGACGCCGAAUCCCCGACCCCAGACCAACAACAACGUCGCAACUCGGCAUCCGGCAGACGUCCAUCGUUCCUCGCUCAAAUGCGAGACCUGAUUCAUCCACGUAGCGGGAGUUUUGGAUCUAGUAUGUUCCGUCGUCCAGAAGCCACGCGUCGCGUUCAAGUAGCUGAGUGCAACGUGGAAGCUGUGUACGACUUGCGCGAUAAACAUGCACACUUCUACGACGAUGACAGCGGAUUCAGACGACCCAGAUCGAAUAGUUCGGAUUUGUUGAUCCUCAGAAAGACGUCGAGACCGAUCUCGUUCAAUGUGGUUGGAGUUAUUGACCAAAAAACCGAUCCAUAUCAUCAGUAUAUGUCAGUGGUGGAUGUCUACGAACUAUGCCCGAACAACUCGAAAAUCAUCAUCAUCGACGCGAAGACUCCAGCCACUCGCGCGUUUCGUGUCAUGCGUGAUAACAACAUCACCACACUCAUCGUCUGGGAUACCAGUGACACUGAACGCGUCCGUCGAAACAUUCUCACUCUUACCGAUUGUCUCCGUGCGAUUCGAGAUGAAAAGAAACCAAUGCUAGGCCCAGAUCUUACUGCCUGGGAUAUUCUAUCUGAGAAUGAAAAAAAACUGGUCAGCGUCUCAAUCUCUUCGAAGAUUUCGGAACUUUGCGAGGAGCUUCAUCAGAAUAGUUUGCAUCGUGUCAUCGUGCUGGAUGAUCACAAAGAAGUCGUCAGUAUCAUAUCUGUUCGACGUGUUCUGAUGGCUAUUCAUAAGCAGAAUCGAUCCAUUCAUUUUGCUCAAUGGCUCUCCAAACCAAUUGGAAUGUCAGCGAUUGGAACUUGGGAGGACGUGUGUGUGAUUGGAAGAGAUGAGACUGUCUACAGAGCAAUGGAGGAGAUGCUGGAUCGUCAUUAUUCAGCUCUUCCAGUUGUCGACGCAAAUCAGAAUGCCAUCGGCGUUAUCACGAAAACCGACAUCUGCAAAGCGUUGCCGCGUAACUUCAUCGAACCGAAACGCUGGCUGCAGGAGACUACUGUAGCUGAUAUGUUGCACAUUUGCAAGAGUGAACUGUUCAUUAGCUCGGCAGACAGUGUUGGACAAGUUCUGGACACAUUGCUCAAUGCUGAUACUCAGAGUGCAUUCGCCAUUCAUAACAAUAAGGUGAUCGGCGUUAUCUCUCUCACUGACUUCCUCACUCACAUUCUUCGCUCUCCAUUGGCCACCACCGACGAGGAACCACCACAACCAGCGAUGCCGCCAACCCCGGAAUCCAACUCGAGUAGCACCGAAAACAUGGCUCAUAAAUUGUAA